CGGCAAUGAACUUUGAACCUUUUUCUUAGUAUUAUUGAGCGUAUCCAACAGAAUAUUUUUUCCUUUCAAACUAAUAUAUUGGUAUAAAUUCCUAGCAGCAGCAAAAUGAUAAAACUUUUCUCGUUAAAACAACAAAAGAAAGACGGAGAGAGUGGUGGACAACAAAAAUCAACUCGUACAGCAGCUCAGCUACGAAUUACAAAAGACAUCAACGAGCUUAAUCUUCCGCGGACCUGCACUACAAAUUUUCCUGAUCCGAAUGAUUUAUUGAACUUUAAAAUGAUUAUAUGUCCCGAUGAAGGCUACUAUAAAGGAGGACGUUUUGUGUUCAAUUUUAAGGUUGGCCCUAAUUACCCACACGAACCGCCGAAAGUAAAGUGUGAGACUAAAGUCUACCAUCCAAACAUUGAUCUAGAAGGAAAUGUUUGUUUGAACAUCCUGAGAGAAGAUUGGAAGCCCGUACUCACUAUUAAUUCAAUUGUUUAUGGAUUGCAAUAUCUUUUCCUAGAACCCAACGCAGAAGAUCCUUUGAACAAAGAAGCUGCUGAAGUUCUUCAAUCAAAUCGACGACUGUUCGAACAUAAUGUCACCAAAGCCAUGCGCGGAGCAUAUAUCGGAGAAACUUAUUUUGAUCGUUGUCUUAACUCAAACUGAUGCUCUCGCAAGCGCAACAAAAAUACGAUGCGAAGUAUUCACAUCAAUUAUUAUUUUUACAUCGUUAUUUUAUUGAUUGGUGGCCACUACUUCAGAUACAUUUAAAGCAAAAAUAUCAAUAUCUCUCUAUCUCGUUGUUUGUGUUAUUCAAUCAUUUUGUACUAAUAGUAUGUCGGUUUACUUAAAAAUGUACAAUUUUUAACAUUAACUGAUUAAAUUCCUUUUUAUUUUUUUCUUGCUAAUAGAAACAAAUUUAUCUGAAGUGAAUAUUUUUUUUAUUUCAUAUAGAAAGAUGAGUAGCAAGAAGUUUUGGUAAUUCAGCUAAGCAAAUAAUGUCUUGUAACUUAUUGGAUGUUUUUCAAUUGGAAUUCCAACAAUUUCUCAAAGUCACACAAGAAAUGUUUCGUUUUGCAUAAUUAACUGCACCAAUUUUUAUUUUACCCUUUUUUUUUAAUUUUUCCUACAAGAAUAAGAAAACAGAAGUUGAAAUUUAAUGAAUGAGAAAGAAAAUUAAGAAAAAACAAACUCGUGUUAAAAUGAUUAAAUUAAGUUAAAUUAAAAGUAAAUAUUGAGACACACUUUAAAAAAUAUUCAAAUUAAACAAAACUUCUAUAGCUUUAUACUGUUCUUUCGGAUUUGAAUGUUACGAAGAAGACAUAACUCGGAGAUUGCUAGAGCUCUUCCUGAUGAUACGGAAAGAUCAUAAAGUCUUAGAACAAAUCCAAACGACACAUCAUCUUCAGGAAUAAUUUUUAAGAGAUUCAUUAUCAAACCAUUUGGAAUAAGUUUCAAAAUUGAUUUGAGUUUGACACUUUUCUCAAGUUGAACUAACAACGAUAAAAAUUGAAAGAUGAAGUCAACUUUUGGUGACAUUUCAUCUUUUGUCACUUGCUGAUAAAAAAUCUUGAAUAGAUCUUGAAGUGACAUUUUGAGGGAUUCUCUCAAUUGUGAUGAAAUAUCUUUAUCAUUAGAACUUCCUUCAAUACCUGAUCCAAUUGAUUGUUGUUCGAUUCCAGUUUUUCUUACUUUUGUCAUUGAAUUCAUAUCAUCGUCGUCAUCUCGCGGACGUUUUCGGUUGACAUCAGCUGUGUCCAUUGUUGAUAAAAUUGCAUAGACACAAAGUUUCGCCAACAUUCUUGAUUGUAACCCUUUUAAUUUGGAACAACUGCAACAAAAAGAUGUUGAAAAAUUAAAAACUUCAUGAUUAAUAUUUAUAUCAAAGA
This is a messenger RNA of Clunio marinus, 1877 nucleotides long. NCBI's taxonomy places the organism in Eukaryota, Metazoa, Arthropoda, Insecta, Diptera, Chironomidae. The record is from the annotation of a GenBank genome assembly.